Protopterus annectens (West African lungfish) is the source of this 3717-nucleotide messenger RNA. RefSeq names its product protein tyrosine phosphatase receptor type N2 (gene PTPRN2). The record is from RefSeq and is a predicted model, not a curated record. Gene Ontology annotation, cellular component: secretory granule. Gene Ontology annotation, biological process: protein dephosphorylation. NCBI's taxonomy places the organism in Eukaryota, Metazoa, Chordata, Ceratodontiformes, Protopteridae. The coding region runs from base 164 to 3331 and encodes 1055 amino acids. Gene Ontology annotation, molecular function: protein tyrosine phosphatase activity. The transcript has 23 exons.
CCCGGUCGCUGUUCUCAGUGCUGAUUCCUAAAGUGUAAGCAGCUGUUCCUGUUGGAGAGGGUUUCCUAGCGGAUGCUUGUUACACUCUCAUAUAACAUACCAUCCUUUUCUCAUUGAUUCCUCCGUCCCGCUCCCGUUGCAACACAAUGGAUUGCUAGGUGGGAUGUGCAAUGGAUCAGCCAUGAUGGACAUGCUCUACUACUCCAUUCUCCUCGUCCUUUCGGCCUUUCAUCCCCAUCUUACUGCCACCGCUGAGCGCCGUUUCGGCUGCUUGUUUGAAGAUGACCUAUGUUUGCCCUUUGAGAUCUGCAUAAAUGAUAACAUAUUUGGAAGGUGUCAACGGGUUUCAGUGAUAGACAUAUACAAAUAUGAAGUUUCACCACCCGUGCUACAACACCUAAGGACAAUCCUUCAGAAACUCUCUCACAGAGGUUUAACGUGGAAGGAUGAUGCAACACAGCAGGUUGUUUCUAGUGAGCUGUUAAACCUUCGCAAGAUCCAUUUCAGACGACCUGAAGUUGCUUCCUCUGAAAGUCCCACUAUUCCAAGAACCAUGAAGCAAGGUUCAGAAAAAGAAUGGAAGUUCGCUCCAGAGGAUGAUACUGAUGUGGCCAUGUCUUUGCAGCAAUAUCUGAAGUACCUCGGAUUUUUACCCAAGACAGCUGCUCCUGCUCUGCGACAGAAGGCUAUUAACACCAAGCCUUUGGUAAAGAUGCCACAGGGGAAAGCUUCACCACUGACCUUUUCUCCACCAUCUCAUCAGCAGCCUGCAGAGAGUCCACCAAGGACUGCUGCUCAGACACAGCCAGAACAGAUUUUCUCCCAAAUGAAAUCCGAACUUGAUGAGAAGGAACGGAUGGACAGUGCCAGACUCAUAGCAGCACUGGAGACCUACAUGGCACAAAAGACAGCCACCCCAAAUCUUGACAGCACAAGUUUAAAUGACAAGACAAAAGGAUCCCAGCUCUCUGCUAACCAGCUAUAUCCAUCAAGGCUAAUCCAUGAGGAUGGAACAAAUGUUAAACAAGAUCAGGACCCUUACAAAAGCAAGAAUCCCCUUCCUGUGAAACCUGAAACUAGACUAUUGUUCAGACCUAAUGCUGCAGCUACAAAUUACAAAUCCAGCUCCAGACCUCCUGCUUCUAAAGAUCCGCUCAGUGUGGUGGAUGAAACAUUCAUUCAAAAUGUGGUGAAACAGCUGGGGAAGCACAGUGUGAAUGUGGAGAGGCUCAGCCCCAAGGAGCUUGAUGAACUUGCUGAUGUAAUAGCAGAUGCCCUGCAGGUAGUCGAUGCAAAACACGGUGGGAGAAGCCUGCAAGAAAGGGGGGAGCAGACCCUGAAGAGAAUGGAUAUGACAGAUGAAGAUAAAUAUGAGAGGGAGGAGACAUAUGAAGAGACUGAUGUUCCAGAUAACAACUUUAAUCAGGAAGCUAAAGAACCAGGUGGUCAGCAUGAAAUGCCGGCCAUACAAACUGAGACUGAUUUGGACAUUAGGCAGAAAGGCCUUUCUCAAUAUUCUCUGGAGGACUCUUCAUCUGAAAUGCCUUUUAAAUUAGAAGCUAAGAAAUCUGAAGAAUUAGAUUCAUCUUCAGAGGAAGAAAGCUAUGGAGUAGAAAAUGUGAAGAGCGAGACCUUUUCCCGAGACCUGGCUAUUGAGAAGAAGGCAGAUCAUGAGCCUGACUCCCAAGAGGCUGUGGAGUUACAACAGUGGAUUCACAGUACCCUGAUGCGGGAUCAGACAGUCUAUGAGGAAGCAAGCAACAGGAAUGCAGGAGGCCUGCAGCUAGCAGUGAAAUCUGGUGACAAAGAUGAAUACGGCUACAUCAUGACAGAUAAGGACUCUCUGAGUGUGGAGAAAGGCCUGGAGCUAAUAAAGGAUUUGUCGAGUCUUCUAAAGCUGCCAAUGACUGCCUUCAGUGAUGUCAAUGUUCUGGGAGCAGCCGUGACCUUCAAAGUUCGACCUAAUUCUCAGAACUUAACUACUGCAGAUGUGGCAAAUGCAGCAGAAUCUAAUAAGGUGAAACUUGAAAAAUCUACUGGUCUGAAGAUCCAACAAUCUGGAACAGGAGAGAAAAGUAAAUUGAAGCUUCUGCCACAUACUGCUGAAAAGGAAGAUUCCACCAAGUUCAUUGUACUCACUUUAAUCUCUAUUGUGUGUAUUAUUGGGGUCCUCGUUGCCUCUGGAGUGAUUUCCUGUCUUCGUCAUAACUCCCACCACAAACUGAAGGAGAAGUUAACUUCGCUUGGAACUGAAACCAGCUCAGAUGCCACAUCAGCUUACCAGGAGCUAUGCCGUCAACGCAUGGCUGUUAAGGUGUCAGACCGACCAGAACCCCUACACACAUCUCGGAUCAAUAGCAUCUCAUCUCAGUUCAGUGAUGGACCAAUGCCAAGUCCCACAGCUCGGAGCAGCACCUCUUCUUGGUGUGAGGAACCUGUCCAAUCGAACAUGGACAUAUCCACUGGGCACAUGAUACUGUCUUACAUGGAAGAUCACCUGAAGAAUAAAAAUCGCUUAGAGAAAGAAUGGGAUGCCCUGUGCGCUUACCAAGCUGAGCCUAACGCAACUAGCAUCGCCCAUAAGGAGUCGAAUAGGCCCAGAAAUCGCUCUCAGUCUGUUGUGGCAUAUGAUCACUGCAGAAUCAUACUAAAGGCAGAAGCAAACCAGAAUAAUUCAGACUACGUAAAUGCAAGUCCAAUUAUGGACCAUGACCCAAGGAACCCUGCAUACAUUGCUGCGCAAGGUCCACUGCCUGAAACUGCUGCUGAUUUCUGGCAGAUGGUCUGGGAGAACGGCUGUGUUGUUAUUGUCAUGCUGACACCCCUUACAGAAAAUGGAGUCAAACAGUGCCAUCCCUACUGGCCGGAAGAGGGUUCAGACCGCUACCACAUCUAUGAGGUAAACUUAGUCUCCGAGCACAUCUGGUGUGAGGAUUUCCUUGUAAGGAGUUUCUACCUUAAAAAUGUGCAGAGCAAUGAGACACGCACAGUGACACAAUUCCACUUCCUUAGCUGGCGUGACAAGUCUGUCCCUCCUUCUACUAGGUCACUGCUAGACUUCCGCAGGAAAGUUAACAAGUGCUACAGGGGCCGUUCAUGUCCAAUAAUUGUCCACUGCAGUGACGGUGCGGGAAGAAGUGGAACGUACAUUCUGAUUGACAUGGUUCUCAAUAAGAUGGCCAAAGGUGCUAAAGAGAUUGAUAUCGCUGCUACCCUGGAGCACUUAAGGGACCAGAGGCCUGGCAUGGUCCAGACAAAGGAGCAGUUUGAAUUUGCCUUGACAGCAGUCGCAGAAGAGGUGAAUGCAAUACUUAAAGCCCUCCCACACUAAGUGCAGUAAUUACCAAUAUCUGCUGUGGGACCUUCCUUCAUUUUUGUUUUAUCCUUGCAGUCUUUGUGAAUGUCAUAGGAAAAAUGUGAGCUGACUUUAGAUGUGUAUCAUUUCUUCUAAUCGUUUACAACUAGUGUCCUCCUAGCCUUCACUAGCACGAGUACAGUUCAACUGUUAAAAUGUGAUUUUCAAUGAAUGAAGCAUUGAAGAACCUCAUUCAGAAGUGUUUAUUCUACUGAUGGUCAAAUAAGAACAUAUGACAGUAUUUUAAUUAUCCAAGUGCUGAUUUUGCAUUUGUCAAAUAUAGAUUUGUAUUAUUCUUCAGUAUGAGUUAAUUGAGAGAUUAUGGUGAUUGGAUUAUAUUAAAUAUGUUCUCAAUAAACAGA